This is a messenger RNA of Tarenaya hassleriana, 955 nucleotides long. Its product is annotated as glutathione S-transferase DHAR3, chloroplastic. Gene Ontology annotation, molecular function: glutathione dehydrogenase (ascorbate) activity. The transcript has 6 exons. NCBI's taxonomy places the organism in Eukaryota, Viridiplantae, Streptophyta, Magnoliopsida, Brassicales, Cleomaceae. Gene Ontology annotation, biological process: protein glutathionylation; ascorbate glutathione cycle; cellular oxidant detoxification. The record is from RefSeq and is a predicted model, not a curated record. The coding region runs from base 27 to 812 and encodes 261 amino acids.
AAAAAAAAAACCGUAAAGAAAAAAAUAUGGCAGCCCUGAGGUUUUCACCGAGCACCGCCUCUGUUAUCUCGGAGUCGGUCACUCGCGUCAGAUUUUCCGGCUUCGUUCGUCGACGGUGCCGAUGGACGAGGCCGGGUAGUAGAGUCGGGUUCUGCGCUGUGGCGAUGGCGACGAAUCCUCUCGAGGUCUGCGUCAAAGCUUCCGUCACCACCCCAAACAAGCUUGGAGACUGCCCUUUUUGCCAAAGGGUAUUGCUGACUAUGGAGGAGAAACAUCUGCCUUAUGACAUGAAAUUGGUGGAUUUGGGUAACAAGCCGGAAUGGUUCUUGAAGAUUAGUCCUGAAGGAAAAGUUCCAGUUGUGAAGUUGGAUGAGAAAUGGUUUCCGGAUUCAGAUGUCAUAACACAGUCUUUGGAAGAGAAAUACCCUAGUCCUCCUCUGGCAACCCCACUGGAGAAGGCUUCAAUUGGGUCAAAGAUUUUCUCCACAUUUAUCGGUUUCCUCAAGAGUAAGGAUCCAGGAGAUGGAACUGAACAAGCACUAUUGAAUGAGCUUAGUUCAUUUAACGAUUAUAUCAAAGAAAAUGGUCCUUGUAUAAACGGAGAGAAGAUUUCGGCGGCAGAUUUGUCAUUGGGGCCGAAGCUGUAUCACAUGAAGAUAGCUUUGGGUCACUACAAGAACUGGUCUGUUCCAGAUUCACUUCCUUACCUUCUGUCCUACAUGGAGAAUAUUUUCUCAAGAGAAUCGUUUGUGAAGACUCGGGCACAGACAGAGGAUAUUGUUGCUGGUUGGCUACCAAAGGUGAUGGGUUAGAUCUUCUUAAAUGUGUCUCUGUGUAUCAUAAUCUCCUAUGAAAACUACUCUUUGAUCUCGAAAUUUUACCUGAAUAAUCGUUAACAAUGAUUUAUUUUAUAUAGAAACCAUAUUGCUCGGAAAUCAAUUGUAUUGGCACUCCA